AUGGAACUGAAGACGCCGAUGCAGAAUUUCCUGAGCGGCCUCUCGUGGGCCGCGGGCUUCAUGCUCUCCCUGGCGGCCAUGCAGACAGGGGCGCUUUCAGUGGUCCAGAAGUCCUGUGACUACGAGGCACAGACAGUCCGGGAGGAUAGCAGUGAAGAGGCAGUUGUGUGGCUCGUGGCGGCCUCCCCUACUGCCCUCGCGCUGGCGGCCACAGUGCGGCUCAUGCAACUCCUGGCCAAGAAGCAGCUGUGCCACGCGAGCUUAGGUUUGGGCUUCGUGGCGGUGGACCAGCCGCAGGACGCCAGCGACUUCUUCCUCGUUGCCGCCUUGUUAGCCUACUUCCUCCUCAUUGUCUGCACGGCGAGCAUCGAUAUCACUACGCUGCUGGUGGUGCUGACGGUGCUUAGGGCCGUGGUCCGAUUGCUGACGGGCUCCUACGCCGGCUUCCUCAUCUUGCCAUGCUUCGUCGCCUUACUAGCUUUGUCCUGGUGCUUGUCGGCAACGCACAUGACUCGCUAUGCCUGUUCCACGGGAGAACUCGCCGACCUCAGCCUCGUCAGCUCUAUGCACUCUCUGACCUACGUCCCAUGGCAGUUCCGCUACGAGGUCACCACGGACGUUGCCUUCCAACAGCUGGCGAUGGUGGCCUGGGUCCGGCCUUCCGCAACCCGUCUCAUGUCUUUCGGCCAGCCGGAGCCGACGUCCGGCUCGGCCGAUCCGCGCAAACUCCUCCCCAUCCAGGAGAACCAGAGCUCAGCUGUGGAGGAGAUCCAGCUGGUGGGCCGGCAGGUGCCGCGCGUGGCGACUGUGUGGGUCCGGGGCCUUCGUCCGUCUCGACCUGAGACCGAGUACCAGGUCCGCUUUUCGCCUGCCGAAACCAUUCCGACCGUCCUGCGGCUCCGUGCCGGGAGCUUUACCAGGGCCGUCGCUUGGUCGGCGCUAUUCGGGUCGGUCACUAGCAUACCCGCAGGUGAAGAGGCCCUGCAGUUGGAGGUCGGCUUGGCGGAGUUCACCGUGGGCCUUCCACGGGCGGCCUCAGCGCACAAACCCAAUCCCAACUCGAGUGCUGAGCUUUGGACAUCCUACGAACCCCACCGCGGUGCAACCGACACACUUUGCGCAGAGCUCUGUGCAAACAGCUUGCGUUGCUUCCACUCUUAUGCGGCAGCUGCCGGCUGCUACCUGGUUCUGGGCGACCGCGAAAGUUGGGAGGUCAGCGACCUCGAGCCAGGCACGGAGCCGGAGCGACCCUCAGGCUACGACAAGCGCUUGCUUGGCCAGUUGGAUGGCUGCAGGCUCGACGGAAAGACGGACAAGGGCACGGUAGCAACUGCGCGCUGUGGACAGGUGAAGACGGAGGGAGGGCGGCUCAACUUCAGCGAGGUUCAACCAGACUGGGGCAACGGCGCAGCCACCCUCAGCUUCAACCUGAAUGUCCAGAUCGGUGGGCUGCACUUCGACUCCCACGUCACCCCGAUCUCCUUGCGGCAGGGGCCUGCCCAAGUCACUGACGUGCUGGCUGUCCUUCUCGGCGUGAAGGGCAAUGUCACGAGC
Molecule: messenger RNA, 1554 nt
Organism: Symbiodinium necroappetens
Lineage: Eukaryota; Dinophyceae; Suessiales; Symbiodiniaceae
Source: the annotation of a GenBank genome assembly